AUGUCCAGCGAAAUAAAAAGUCUGGAGAGUCUCCCCGGCCUCCGUGUCGAGCGCCAUGUCUCCUCCCCAACUUCUUCUGGCUCCACUGUCAUAAGCUACACUAAGGAUCUGGGGGAGGGUCCUGUUCUGUGGCUCGUCCACGGGUACCCUCAGUCUGCAUACAUUUGGCGUCAUGAUAAGAUCUCACUCUUCGUUCCUGAGGUGCGUGCAGAUCUUCUCCACCCCCUCCGCAUUUGCCCGACCACUGCUGAUCCUGCCUCCGAAAAAGNNCUGCCGGGCUACGGCCUCAGCACGCUCGAAGGAAAGGCCGGAGUCACCGCCGUCGGCGCCGCUCUGCUGCAAGCCUGCCAUGAGCUGUUCCCUAACCGUCCCAUCAUUCUAGCCGGUCAUGACCGUGGUGCUCGCGUCUGUCAUCGCCUUGCUGUCUCCAAUGCCCAUCCGCCUCACAAUGACACAGCCUCCCUACAUUCUUACAAACUCCUUGGUACCGUACUGCUUGAUAUCGUACCUACUCUGAUCCAGUGGCGGUCAUUUUCACAUCCCCUGGCCAGCGCUGCUUACUUUCACUGGCCCUUUCUGGCAUCUCCCAUUGCCGCAGACAUGAUUGAAGCCUUUGGCGCUGCCAAGUGGACACAUCUGGGUUUGGACCGCAUCUGUGGCGACAAUGCCGAAGGUCGCAAGGCAAUGCAGUCCGACGACGCCUGGGACGUGUACAAGUCUCUGCUCUCCAAACGUGAAGCCAUCGAAGGAUCGUGUGCCGACUAUUCAAGCGGCUGUUUUGAUGAGCCCCCUCUCCAAGAGGCUGACCAGCGUGAAGGCCGCAAGAUUCAGAGUCCUGCCCUUGUGAUGUGGAGCAAGUACAGGUUGGGCAAGAUGCAUGGCGGUGAUCUCGGGUCCAUCUGGAAAGAGUGGAUGCAAGAUGCCUCCCUGCUGACCGCCGAAGGUGUAGGUGAAGAUGUUGGGCACUAUCUACCUGAGGAGGCAAGCACUGUCAUUGGAACAGCCAUCAAGGACUUUGUUGACAAGGUAUCAAAAUGA
This is a messenger RNA of Aureobasidium vineae, 1038 nucleotides long. The record is from the annotation of a GenBank genome assembly. NCBI's taxonomy places the organism in Eukaryota, Fungi, Ascomycota, Dothideomycetes, Dothideales, Saccotheciaceae.